CACUGUCCGAUUCUCAUCACUGCUGAAGAGUCUGACUGAAGUCUGACCUGAUGAUUGAUCGUGCGACAUUGAAAAACCGCUUUGUUCGGUCAGCAAAUUUAAGUUACUUGCUGAUAAUAUUGUUCUUGAGUCUCAAUUUUUCAUUAACAGUCAGCCACAACAAGACAAUGUCUAAAAUUAAGGAAGUACUGAUUGAACCAGACGUUGCUGGUGUGGUGCGGCGUCUCGCAUUGAUCGUCGAGAUAAAUGCAAAUGAGGCCAUUGAAAGAGAAGAUAUUUUUAAGAUUGGCCUGUCGGGUGGCUCAAUGGUCAAGUUACUGACAGAAGGUCUACCUUUGAUUUCAACAAACUGGAGCAAGUGGAGAUUCUUUUUCUGUGAUGAAAGGAUUGUUUCCUUUGAGGAUAUUGAAUCAACAUAUGGUCAGUACAAAGCUAGCUUAAUUGGAAAAAUUCCUGUCACUGAUGAUCAAUUCAUAAAGAUUGAUCCUAAUCUUUCAGCUGAAGAAGCAGCAAGUGACUACAUAAAGAAAAUGUCAGUGUAUUUUCGACCUCAUAGUGUCCCAAGGUUUGAUGUUUUGCUUCUCGGAAUGGGACCUGAUGGACAUACUUGUUCAUUGUUUCCCAACCACCGACUUCUGGAUGAAACUAGUUUUUGGGUGUGUUCAAUUAAUGACUCACCCAAACCUCCAUCAUCAAGAAUCACAUUGACUUUUCCAGUGAUUAACAAUGCACGAGUGUGCAUAUUUGCAGCGACUGGAUCCAGUAAAAAAGAAAUGGUCAAACGUGUCGUGGAUGGUGAAGAAAAUUUACCAGCAGCUAAGGUAAUGCCCCUUCAUGGCAAACUGUAUUGGAUUCUAGAUAAAGAUGCUGCAGAAGAUUUAUAGUUUAUUUUAUCCAUAAUUACAACUUUGCGUGAUACUACAUUCCACUUUAUAACUUAUUCAAUUACACUUAUCGGACAACUAAUUUUGUAUAUCUAUGUGAGACGAUUUUUGUAUAAUAUAGCAAUAAUAUAGAUAUUUUUUGUAUAAUAUAUAUAUAGCAAUGGAAAAUGAAAAUAGAUAGGCAAUUAAUAUAUUUAAUAGUGUUAAAGCAUAACCAUCUACUAAAAGAAAUUAAUAAGUACAGUUGUUGACAGCUGUGCAUUGUAUAAUUUGUUUUAUGGCCUAUAUGUUGUUUUUUUAAGUACUUAAAAAUUCAUUUUUUAGUGAAAAAUUUUAUUUUUUAUUUCAACUUGUGUAAUAACUGAUCUGAAGACUGCACUUGAACCUCUGAAAGCUUUAAGAUUAUAUUUAUAAUAAAAUUUUACAAAAUAUUUAUUGUUUGUUAUGAGUUUAGUUAGAUCAGUUACUAUUAAGGUUAAAUUACAAAAAAAAUUUCUGUAUGCAUUUAAUUACCGUUUGUAAAUACACAUGGGAAAGAACGAUAAAAAUAUAAUGCAUUUAUUUAUGUCCGCAUUCACCUAUACGUUUAUAUACCUCAAUUCUACUUUAUUUAUAAUUAAAUUAAAUUCAUGGGAGGUAAGGUAAGGUUUAUAAAUGAAUGGUAGAUAAAAUUUAAAACAGAUUUUAGUGGAGGAGUCAAUAAGUUACAUUUAUUUAUAGAAAAAAACUAUCAAUAUAUAUUCAGACACAGAGCCAUAAAAAAGAACUAGAAAAAGUCAUCGUCUCGCUUUCGCUAUGAAUCAUUUAGUCAUGUAUAAUAACUUCUCGGUUCUGUAAAGCUAAAACUGCCUUCAUCACAUGUAUAUUGAAUCAUUGAUCAUUGUUAUUUUGAUUUCAAAUACUCUUGUGAUUGAAGUUUUCUUUUGUUAUAAACACAUAAUUAAUCCAAAAUGUAUAAUAAUAAGUCGCUUUUCAAUUAUACGUAUAUCAUAAAAAUAAGAUUUUUCUCAAACACCUCGUACAAUAAUUUCUCGCAGCCUUUUAUUAUUUUUUAUUCCAUAGCGAAGAUGAACAUUUUUUUACUUUUUUCUUGUAAAAUUUCAAGAAUUAAUUAUUUCAUGUUUCAACAAGAUUUUCGAUAGGCUAAGCAAGCUGAAUUCAGAAACGCUUUUAUUUCGCAUAAAUAUCUUUCUAACUACAAUGUACAAGAAGUUGGUUUCACAAGAUGUUUUAUUUCUCUCAUUUCAUUUUCUUCUUUUAACUAAGGAAUGAAUGGCGUUGCAUUGACAAAUGGAUUAAACGCGAUCAGGUAUCAAGAAAUUGAAUGACAAGCAAAUAAAUUUAAAUCUUUACUUGCUUUGAACUGUAUCAAGGCAAAAGAACUAUUUUUGUAUAUUCUAUUUGUUCCGCAUACGAUUCCAAAAAAGAUGCCUUGUUAGUUUUACAUCACGAUUACUUAAUGUAGAGAAAUAGAGAGACAUCGAUUGUUGAAUUGCACACCAAUUAUUUUCACGUUUACGCCUUAUAAUCAUACUUAUCACAGUGUAAGUAUAACUCGAUCGCACUACUUUAAUAACGUCAUCGACCGCCGAGAAAUAAAAAUCAGUCGAUCCCUUCCAAACCUGCUGUACGGGAUUCACUUUAAACUAGAUUCGCUCCGAACUCUCUUUUCCUAAUUUUUUUUACUUUCCACUGGAAUAGCUAGAGCGUACUAAAGUGUGUCGAGUUUUCGUAGCUUGCAUUCAUUAAAA
Phymastichus coffea is the source of this 2635-nucleotide messenger RNA. RefSeq names its product 6-phosphogluconolactonase (gene Pgls). The coding region runs from base 51 to 884 and encodes 277 amino acids. Lineage: Eukaryota; Metazoa; Arthropoda; Insecta; Hymenoptera; Eulophidae. Gene Ontology annotation, biological process: carbohydrate metabolic process; pentose-phosphate shunt. The record is from RefSeq and is a predicted model, not a curated record. Gene Ontology annotation, molecular function: 6-phosphogluconolactonase activity. The transcript has 4 exons.